Molecule: messenger RNA, 984 nt
Organism: Rhinocladiella mackenziei CBS 650.93
Lineage: Eukaryota; Fungi; Ascomycota; Eurotiomycetes; Chaetothyriales; Herpotrichiellaceae
Exons: 1
Coding region: 1-984 (327 amino acids)
Source: RefSeq, a predicted model, not a curated record
AUGGGUUCAUAUAGUCCCGUCCACGAUCAAGAAAUCCAUACCAUCUACAUCCCAGAAGAUAUACGCAAAUCUAGCAAACCCUCCCUCGAACUCAUCGCAGAAGCGGCUGCCUUCCUCCACAAAGAUGGCAUUAUUAUCAUCGACAACGCAAUCGAUACCGCUCACAUCGAUGCCCUCAAUGCCAAACUCUCGCCCGAAGCUCUGGAAAUCGCCAACAACCCCGGCCAUCACUUCAACUUCGGCAAACACACUCGCAACAUGGACCAGGCCCCUCCACCCAACAAGUCCCUGAUGUUCAAGGACGUCUGGUGCAACCCAUUCGCAGCAGCCAUUCUCGCCGCCGUUCUCGGUCCUCGACCCGUUAUCCACUACGCCAACGGAAAUACUGCGCUCAAGGCUCCUCCCCACGGCCGCCAACCAGUGCAUUCAGACUGCGAAUUCGCACACCCAGCCUUCUUUCCCUUCGCCUACGUUAUCAACAUCAAUCUCGUUGACGUUACGCCGCAGAACGGCGGCACCGAGAUCUGGGUUGGCUCGCACCACGUAAGCGUGCAAGAAGCACACAAUCCCGCCCAUGAGUGUGAGGAGCUGCUCACAAUCAAGCCCGAACUACUGGAGCAGAGGCGCAAGCACUCGCCGCCCAUCCGAGCGAGCACGAAGCGCGGCAGUAUAAUAAUCCGUGACCUGCGACUCUGGCAUGCGGGCAUGCCGAAUUUAACAGAUGAACCGCGCGUGAUGCUGGCCUUUGUGGCUUCACCGGCGUGGUGGCAGGGCAGAAGCAAGAUUCUUCUCCCUCAAGAUGUCAGGGAGAUGGUGGAGAGCUGGUCAGACGAAAUGCAGUUUGCGGCUGAGUACGUUGAAGGAGAGGUUGAUCAUAAGACUCUCUCGAGUUCAGGGGUGGAUUUCGACUCGAGUAGCCAGGUCCUGGAGCGGUUUAGGGAGGAUUUGAGUCGUUGGCCUGAGUACACGCCUAGAUGGUAUUAA